AAGUUCAUUUUGUCACAAAGUCUUUUGUUGUUAUUUUAGGAGCUUCAUUUUCGUUUACAAUAUUUAAUUUCGUAUUACUGCUUAGUGAAAAGAAUUUCUAAGUAUUUAUUGUUAUCAAUCAGGGAUUUUAAAUUUAAUUUAAAGAAUACAAAUCGAGCAGUAGGUUACUAGUAGAUAAACAAUUUUGCUGUAAGUUUAUUGGUAGGCGCUUAUUGACUAUAGCCUGAGGUGGUCAAAACACGUGGUCUCAAGAUUGAUCAUAUCAGAUGACGAGGUUGACAGUUUGGCACAAGCUUUGUAAAUAUACUCAAACCACGGAAAUUGGGCGCCCCGUGGAGUCUAGAUAAACACAGACGUCUGAAACGUAAUAACGCUGACCACAGUAUAUGCACGCUUCCGCAAUGGCACGCCGAGAGAAAACCGUAGACCUGAAUUACAUCGAUACCGAAUUCUCUUCUGGGGACUCUAAAAAGAUGAAAUCGAAACGCUACCAGGAGGAAAACAACAACGAGGUCGAUGAGCUCUCGAAGGAAUUGUCAGAGAUGGGAUGCAUAGUGGAUGCUGUAAAGAGACCGAAUAUAUGCGUGGAGAACUGCGUCUACGAUGGAUCUGAGUCUGAGCAUGAGAAGUCCGAGGUCUAUAACGAAGAGGAUGCGUACUCCGACGAAUUUGAAGAAGAUAAAAGUGAGGAAGAGGAAUCUGUGAAGUCCCUCCCUAAGUCUGAAAUGAGUGACACGAGCAGGGAGCAGACUUUAAGGUCUUCCGUGAAACUGACCAAAAGUCAGUCUUCUAUGUCGAGUAAUAAACCGCCUGUAUCCGUUUCUGGGAGAUCGACUAGUUUUGGAUCAAUAUCAGGCCUGAAAACUCGCCGCAUCAACAUGUCGUUCACUAAUGAGAGGCUUCGGGAGAUUGAGAGGCACAACCACAUACUGCUGACGAAGAUCUUGAGCGCCAGAAACGCGAGGAAGUGCUCCAUCCCGCCGCGGGAACAGGCGCUCCGGAGACCGGUGCCCUCUGCCGCUGUGUGCCGGAAGAGUCAGCAGAGGCAGAUCGAUCAUGAUAAUAUGAUUCUUCUCAAGAAGAUCCAGCGAGCGAAGUCGUCAGCUUGCAGCAUCCGUCGUUGAUAUAGAAGCGGCGUCCGAUGCGCGGGCGCAGCUCUGUUAUAUUGCCAAUAUUGUACACUGUUACUGUCACCUCUACGAGUGAUGAUACUGUUAAUAAAUUUAUUAAUCGAGUUUUUUAAUGUA
Messenger RNA from Trichoplusia ni (cabbage looper), 1247 nucleotides. RefSeq lists its product as uncharacterized. The coding region runs from base 387 to 1124 and encodes 245 amino acids. Lineage: Eukaryota; Metazoa; Arthropoda; Insecta; Lepidoptera; Noctuidae. Gene Ontology annotation, biological process: spermatogenesis. The record is from RefSeq and is a predicted model, not a curated record. The transcript has 5 exons.